Molecule: messenger RNA, 2550 nt
Organism: Carya illinoinensis
Lineage: Eukaryota; Viridiplantae; Streptophyta; Magnoliopsida; Fagales; Juglandaceae
Product: phenylalanine ammonia-lyase
Exons: 2
Coding region: 163-2304 (713 amino acids)
Biological process (GO): L-phenylalanine catabolic process
Cellular component (GO): cytoplasm
Molecular function (GO): phenylalanine ammonia-lyase activity
Source: RefSeq, a predicted model, not a curated record
AACUCAGGAAUAUUUUCACUUUUCUCCGGCUUGAAAAUUUCCUACCACCAUUUUUUGUCUUCUCAUGCACCGAUAUUAUUAAAGAUCUUAAUUAUCAAGAGCGAGCUCCAAGUUUUCCUUUGCAUUUUUUCUCCCCCACCAAACAACCCAAUCCAAGAAACUAUGGCAGCAUGCAACGGCAACGGCAACGGUACUACUACUACAGUGAACUUCUGCGUAAACACCGACCCUUUGAACUGGGGCGCGGCUGCGGAGUCACUCAAGGGUAGUCAUCUGGAUGAGGUGAAGCGCAUGGUGGAGGAGUACCGGAAGCCGGUGGUACGGCUCGGGGGCAAGACCCUGACCAUAUCACAGGUUGCAGCUAUUGCAACCCAAGACACUGGGGUGAAGGUGGAGCUGUCGGAGGCAGCUCGAGCCGGGGUCAAGGCCAGCAGUGACUGGGUCAUGGACAGCAUGAACAAGGGCACGGACAGCUAUGGUGUCACCACCGGUUUUGGAGCAACCUCUCACAGGAGAACCAAGCAGGGUGGUGCCCUUCAGAAGGAGCUUAUCAGAUUUUUGAAUGCUGGAAUCUUUGGCAAUGACACAGAAUCUUGCCACACGUUACCACACUCGACGACCAGGGCGGCGAUGCUGGUCAGGAUAAACACCCUCCUCCAAGGUUACUCAGGCAUCAGAUUUGAGAUAAUGGAAGCCAUCACCAAGUUACUGAACCACAAUAUUACACCAUGCUUACCACUCCGGGGAACAAUCUCUGCAUCGGGCGACCUGGUUCCUCUAUCUUACAUCGCUGGACUUUUGAUUGGCAGGCCCAAUGCCAAGGCCCUGGGACCCAAUGGAGAGUCCCUGGACGCCACCAAGGCCUUCCAAGUAGCUGGGAUCAAUGGUGGGUUUUUUGAGUUACAACCCAAAGAAGGUCUAGCACUAGUGAAUGGCACUGCAGUCGGGUCCGGCCUAGCUUCCAUGGUACUUUUUGAGGCCAACAUCCUAGCAAUUCUCUCGGAAAUCUUGUCGGCAAUUUUUGCCGAAGUCAUGCAAGGAAAGCCUGAAUUUACAGACCACUUGACACAUAAACUGAAGCACCACCCGGGCCAGAUUGAGGCAGCAGCUAUCAUGGAACACAUCUUAGAUGGAAGUGCUUAUGUUAAAGCAGCUCAAAAGUUGCAUGAGACCGAUCCCCUUCAGAAGCCCAAACAAGACCGAUACGCCCUCCGAACCUCUCCCCAAUGGCUAGGACCACAAAUUGAAGUAAUCAGAACAGCGACCAAAAUGAUUGAGCGGGAGAUAAACUCUGUGAACGAUAACCCUCUGAUUGAUGUUUCGAGGAAUAAGGCCCUGCACGGUGGGAAUUUCCAGGGGACCCCAAUUGGUGUUUCAAUGGAUAACACCCGCCUAGCCAUUGCCGCAAUCGGGAAGCUAAUGUUUGCUCAGUUUUCUGAGCUUGUCAAUGAUUUUUACAACAAUGGGUUGCCUUCGAAUCUCACCGCAAGCAGGAAUCCAAGCUUGGAUUAUGGAUUCAAAGGCGCAGAAAUUGCUAUGGCGUCUUACUGCUCAGAACUUCAAUUCUUGGCUAAUCCCGUCACCAACCAUGUCCAAAGUGCCGAGCAACAUAACCAAGAUGUGAACUCCCUGGGUUUGAUUUCCUCAAGAAAAACAGCUGAAGCCGUGGACAUAUUGAAGCUCAUGUCAACUACUUUCUUAGUUGCAUUAUGCCAAGCCAUUGAUCUGAGGCAUUUGGAGGAGAACUUGAAGAACACUGUCAAGAACACAGUCAGUCAAGUGGCCAAGAGAGUCCUAACCAUGGGCUCCAAUGGUGAACUUCACCCGUCCAGGUUCUGUGAAAAAGACCUGCUCAAAGUUGUCGACCGAGAGUACGUUUUCGCUUACGCAGACGACGCCUGCAGCGCAACCUAUCCAUUAAUGCAGAAACUAAGGCAAGUCCUAGUGGAGCACGCGUUGAACAACGGUGAGAAAGAGAGGAACUUGAGCACUUCCAUUUUCCAAAAGAUUAGUGCGUUCGAGGAGGAGCUCAAGCUGCUAUUGCCCAAAGAAAUAGAGAGUGCCAGGGUCGAAGUCGAGAAUGGAAAAGCGGCAAUUCCGAACCAGAUCAAGGGCUGCAGGUCCUACCCAUUAUAUAAGUUUGUGAGAGAAGAACUGGGAACGGAUUUGCUAACAGGCGAUAAGAUUCGAUCGCCAGGUGAAGAAUUUGACAAGGUGUUCACGGCAAUGUGUGCGGGGAAGUUGAUUGACCCGAUGCUGGAUUGUCUCAAGGAGUGGAACGGCGCUCCUCUUCCUAUAUGUUAGUUAAGAUCUGUUCCGGUUCGUUACACUAAAAUUUGUCUCUCAUUUGGUUUUUUUUAUUAUUAUCAUAGUAUAGUUUGUAUUUUACCACGAUCAAUGUACCUGCUAUAUAUGUACUGCCAAACUGUCUCGGAAUGCUAGGGGUUUGUUCUUUCUUUCUUUUUAAUUUAAAAUAUAAUAAUCUUUCUUUGUACUUGCAAGUUCAGUUGAACAGAGAAAUGCAAUAGAGACCAACUACUUUUGGGUCUA